UGAACAAAGAGGGAAUGGCUUUCGUUUUCUGGAACCACUACCUGGACAUAUGCGAGGCAAUCGAGGAAGGGUCACUGGACACGCUGGACCAUUCAGACUUCCAGAACACCGACAUCCCAUUCGAGAUUCCUCUUCCAGAGAAGAUGUUCCUCGAUGAGGCGCAGCACGAGGAGGUCAAGGAAUGGGUUCUGGCCGUCAGCAUGAACCAGAGCGUAGAGCAGGCGCUGCCCACGGACGAACAAGGCUUCUACGAGGCAUCGCUCGAGGGACCCAAGGGCACUUUUCGCGCCCUGGCAUGCCUGAUCACUGGGUACCCUGUGCUUCAAAACAAACUCCAGUUUCAAAAACCAGGAAUAGUCUGCAACAAGGACGACUGGAACAAAUUCCUGUUGGCUACAAAACUAUCACGCAGCGCAGAAUGUCAAGAUGUCCUGAAGUUCAUCACUGAAUGGGCUGGAGGUGCACCAAACCUCAGCUAUUCUUUCCAGUAGA
Messenger RNA from Rhipicephalus sanguineus (brown dog tick), 492 nucleotides. Its product is annotated as intraflagellar transport protein 172 homolog. The record is from RefSeq and is a predicted model, not a curated record. The transcript is spliced from 5 exons. Lineage: Eukaryota; Metazoa; Arthropoda; Arachnida; Ixodida; Ixodidae. The coding region runs from base 15 to 491 and encodes 158 amino acids.